GCUGUCAAUGAUCAUCAUGCGUUAUCGCGGGAAAAGUUGCUGACAGCGACGUUUUGCUGGUUCUCCAAUGGGAUCUGUUGCACCGCAACUCCAAUUAGAGGAUUAACUCUGGCCGGUAAAAAAAAGAGGAAAACUCAAAGGUCUGCGUUUCUGCAGUCCGGGACGCCUCUGCAGACCUGCGGCAGGGAGAGAUGACGGGUGCCCGGGUGGUCGUGGUGGGCGCCGGGGUGGUCGGGCUCUCCACCGCCGUCUGCGUCGCGGAGUCGCUGCCUCUCUGCUCCGUCACGCUGCUGGCGGAGACGUUCAGCCCGGACACCACCAGCGACGGAGCCGCCGGGAUCGCGUUCGCCGCUCCGUUUCCAGAUAUCCCUCUGGAAAGACAACGCCGCUGGUUCAAGAACAGCUUUGAUCACCUGCUGGCUAUUGCGCAAUCUCAGGACUCUCCAGAUGCCGGCGUAAUACUCAGCUCUGGCUGGCAGAUUUUUAAGGAGGUCCCAGCCACCCAGGAGCCAUACUGGUCCGACUUGGUGAUUGGCUUCAGAGCCAUGACCGACCGAGAACUGGAACGUUUUCCAGACCACAAGUUCGGACAGGCGUUCACUACUGUAAAAUGUGAAUGCUCCAGCUACCUUCCUUGGCUUGAGGAAAGGUUUAGAAAAGCAGGAGGCCGGGUGGAGCAGAGGAGAGUCAGCAGUCUCCAGGAGUUGGGCGACGGUUUUGACCUCAUCGUCAACUGCUCCGGUCUCGACUCCAAAGCGCUGGUGGGAGACGCCGGGGUGUUCCCAGUCCGGGGCCAGGUCCUCAAGGUGGAGGCCCCCUGGUUGACGCACUUCAUCAGGGACGGGGACGGGAAGACCUACAUCUACCCCGGCGUCCACAGCGUCACCAUAGGCGGGACGAGGCAGGAGGGAGACUGGCGCCUCCAUGUGGACGACGGAGACACCUCCAGCAUCCUGGAGCGCUGCGGCAGGCUGGAGCCGUCCCUGAAGAAAGCGAAGGUUCUGGGCGAGUGGGUCGGGUUGAGGCCGAGCAGGAGGAACCCCAGGGUGGAGAGAGAGAGGGUGCUCCUGCAGGGCCGCGGCGUGCCGGUCGUUCACAACUACGGCCACGGAGGCUGGGGGGUCACCAUCGCCUGGGGGACGGCUUUGGAGGCCCUGGGGCUGGUCAGACAGUGCCUGAAAGAAAUGCCUCAGGCUAAGCUGUAGGCUAAACUAGUAUGGCACGAAAACACAUCUUUACUAGAGACAGAAUAUCCUGGCAUCAUGUUCAUCAUCACAGAAUAUCCCCAUACAUAAAAAAAAGAAAUCAGAAAUAUUUCCAUUUGCAAAGAAGCGUAGCAGCACCACCCGCCUCUUGUUAAUAGCUCACUAACCAACUUUUUAAAAAAGUAUAAAGUGGAGAACAGCAAACUGGUGUAACAUUCUGUGCAAUAUAACAACCGAGAAAUACUUUUUCCUUCCACUAAACUAUCACUGACUUUUUGCCAAACUGUCCACUCGCUUUAAUUAUGUGGGCCUUUAUGUCACAUUAUUAUUGUAUUAAAACAUCUUUUUUUUGUGAUUUUAUGUAAGAUUCUAAUAAAAAAAAUAUAAAAAUGAAGUGAAAUUAAUACUUGAAACAUCUGCAAUGAAUAUGUGCCAUUUAUGAGUUUAACUUUUUUGAUAAUGUACUAAUUUACAGGGAAAUCAAAAUAAUAAUUACUUGGAUAACUUUGUUAGAUAAUUUGUUUGUUAAAUUAUUUUUGCUUCUCUGUUUCCAAUAAAAGAUUUAGACUCUUA
Messenger RNA from Poeciliopsis prolifica (blackstripe livebearer), 1778 nucleotides. It is a transcript of the gene ddo, whose product is annotated as D-aspartate oxidase. The coding region runs from base 192 to 1205 and encodes 337 amino acids. Lineage: Eukaryota; Metazoa; Chordata; Actinopteri; Cyprinodontiformes; Poeciliidae. The record is from RefSeq and is a predicted model, not a curated record. Gene Ontology annotation, molecular function: D-amino-acid oxidase activity; FAD binding. The transcript has 4 exons.